Molecule: messenger RNA, 939 nt
Organism: Plectropomus leopardus (leopard coralgrouper)
Lineage: Eukaryota; Metazoa; Chordata; Actinopteri; Perciformes; Serranidae
Source: RefSeq, a predicted model, not a curated record
UGUAGCCUGAAAACAGUGUCGGGUGGUUGAGACGGAGAACAGCCGGGGUUCGCGGAGAAGCACAAGCUUUGUUGUAGCACUGUAAUGGAAAAUCAAGCUGAUACUUUUUAUCGGGAGCUACCAAAAGUGGAGCUUCACGCGCAUCUUAACGGCUCCGUCAGCUCCCAAACCAUCGAGAAACUCAUCCGCCGAAAACCGCAUCUCAACAUCCAACACGGCAUGACAGCUAUCGGCAAAGGCCAGCGGAGGACUCUGGAUGAAUGUUUUCAGGUCUUCAGAGUUAUCCACCAGCUGGUCGACACUGAGGAGGACAUCCUGGUGGUGGCUACAGAUGUUAUCAAGGAGUUUGCAGCUGAUGGUGUCAAAUAUUUAGAGCUGAGGAGUACACCGAGGGAGGAGAAAAACACAGGAUUGACAAAAAAGGGAUAUGUUGAAACUGUCAUCAAAGCCAUCCAACAGUGUAAACGCGAGGGAGUGGAUAUUGAUGUCAGGUUUCUGGUGGCUAUUGACCGCAGGAAUGGGACAGAAGUUGCCAUGGAGACAAUGAAGCUUGCUGAGGAGUUCAUGCUGUCCUCUGAUGGUUUGGUGGUGGGACUCGACCUCAGUGGAGAUCCAACAGUUGGCCAUGGCAAAGAUCUGCUUCCUGCUCUACAGAGGGCCAAGAACUGUGGACUGAAGUUGUCACUGCACCUCUCAGAAGUACCAUCACAGCUGGAGGAGUCAGAUUUGCUGUUGAAUCUUCCUCCAGACAGAAUCGGUCACGGCACCUUCCUGCAUCCUGAAGUGGGUGGAUCCCAAAGUGUUGUGGACAAAGUGGUGAAGAACAACAUACCGCUGGAGCUUUGCCUGACAUCAAAUGUUAAAGGACAAACUGUACCAUGUUACUCCAAACAUCAUUUCAAGUACUGGUACCAGAUGGGACAUCCAAGUGUGAUUUGU